Molecule: messenger RNA, 1181 nt
Organism: Musa acuminata AAA Group (dessert banana)
Lineage: Eukaryota; Viridiplantae; Streptophyta; Magnoliopsida; Zingiberales; Musaceae
Product: protein DMP8-like
Exons: 1
Coding region: 349-978 (209 amino acids)
Biological process (GO): endomembrane system organization
Source: RefSeq, a predicted model, not a curated record
GCAGGCCCGUUGCACAUCCGGCCGCAGUGAAUGCAGGGCAGCUGUAUGAUAAUAUUCCUCACAGAACCAUGUUGCUUGCUCCGGUGAGCUAUGGCAUGUCCACCGCUGCCUGCCGCACUGGGGAAUCCACUUGGGCCGCCGACACUGUCCUCAUCAUGAUGAGUACGUGUUGUUGGAUGUUUUGGUCAGUGGGCUUUCCUCGUUUAUAUCCAUCCUAUAUUUGGGCUUUCACAUCCGAUCCAAUCUUGGGGAGGGAACAGUUACAAGUAGCCGUUGAGAUUUUAAACCCAAAGCCACUAUAUAUAAAAAUGGCCGAACUCUUCGAACCCGUCCAUCUUGAGAACAGCAAUGGAGCCAACCGUCGAACACUUCGAAGGCCCUUACUCCUGCCCGUGCUCCCCACGGUCAACGUCGCCGACGUCGGCAGGCGGCGGUCGUAGGAAGAGGGCAGUCGCAAGAGGCAUGCAGAAAACCCUCUCCAAGACCUCCAUGCUCGUCAACUUCCUCCCCACCGGCACCCUUCUCACCUUCGAGCUGCUGCUCCCCUCCGCUUCCGGCGACGGCUCGUGCUCCCCGGUGAGCACGCUGAUGAUCGAGACGCUGCUCGGCCUCUGCGCCCUCUCCUGCUUCUUCUUCCACUUCACCGACAGCUUCCGCGGCCCGGACGGGAAGGUCUACUACGGGUUCGUCACCCCGCGGGGCCUCGCGGUCUUCAAGUCCGGCCUGGGGGUGGACGUGCCCCAGGACGAGCGGUUCCGGAUGGGGUUCGUGGACUUGGUCCAUGCGCUCAUGGCGGCCAUGGUGUUCGCGGCCAUCGCGCUGUCCGAUCACCGCGUCACCAACUGCCUCUUCCCGGGGCAUGCCAAGGAGAUGGAUGAGGUGAUGGAGAGCUUUCCGCUGAUGGUGGGGGUGGUGUGCAGUGGGCUCUUCCUCGUCUUCCCCAACACACGCUAUGGUAUAGGCUGCAUGGCCACAUGAAUCAGAUCAAUAACGUGGACGGCUACUGAUCCAUCUCAUUGUUUGACCACACAAUUUUCGUUGAAUUCCACUUUUUGGUGUGAUUAAUCCAAGUGAUUUUUCAUGAUAAAGUGUCGGUAUUGGUAUUAUAUGUAUGUUAAUUUCGUACAUUAACAGCAGAAAAUGACGAUUAUUAACCCGAUAUGAGCAAUAUUUUAAAGCAA